ACGAAAACGAUGAAAGAUAUUAAUAUAUAACCUUCUUAAUGCACUUUUCCAUCUAAUCUUGGAUAAUAUACAGACCAAAAAAUGAAUAUCAAAUCUAAUAACAGAUUUUGUGUUUUUACACCCUGCCUGGGAAUUAAUUAAUCAGAGCUACAUUGGUCCAAAGUUUGUUCAAUUGAAGUGUGUUAACUCUGCAAAAGAGCUUGCUUGGGUGAGUUGAGCCAUCUUCUGAAUUAUUUUAUGUCUAAAUUUGGGCCAAGUCAAGGCUGGAAGUUCAACUAACAAUGUAGCAAUCAGUAUUCCAAACUUCCCCAACCAUAUCUCACCAGCAGAGGCCAUUGCCCAACUCCUCAAGAGAACCCUGGUGCAUUUUGCUUCCUAUAAAUACCCAAAAGCACCUGCACUCAAUUCAUACCACAACACGCGUUCUUCUUAUUCUAACUCCUGUGUGUGUCUUCUACAGCUCCUAUCAAACCACCAUGGCUGGUUCCAAGCCCCUCAUCGCCAUGUUCCUCAUUGCUGCACUGUCACUCAUGAGCAUCGAUAUGAGCUUGGGAGCUCGCCGCCUUUUGGAUACCCCAGCAGUUCCACCUCCAGCACUACCUACAAUUCCAACUCUGCCAAUGCCCAGGGGGCCACCAUUGCCGACUACCCCACUGCCUACUGCUCCAACUUUGCCAAUGCCCACAUUGCCACCGUUACCAAGCACCAACGUCCCACCUCUACCAAUGCCAACCAUGCCCUCGCUGCCCAAGGUGACUCUGCCUCCUCUGCCUUCAAUCCCAACCAUUCCAGCAAUUUCAAUCCCGACCAUUCCAAUAACCAUUCCAUUCCUCUCACCUCCCCCAUCCACCACCGCCACUAGCCCUUGAGGAGAGCUGCCGUUUAGUCAUAUAUUUCCUUAUCAUGAUAUAUAAUAUAUUAUAUACAUACAAAGGCACAUCACUGUCAGAGGCCCUAGCUCGGCAGCUGUCCCAUAUUGCCUGUUUUUUAUAUAGUUUUCUGUUUUUUAUUUUUUUGGGGCGCUAUCCACACAGAUUUAUUGCUGGGGGUGUUAUGUUUCAUUUGAAUCUUGAGUAUCAUUUUCAUGAUCUCUAGGAGUGUGUUGAUGUUUGUUCUUGUAAUAAAAAUAUAAUUCCACUUUUUUUUUCCACGUUAUGGUACUUAGUAUCAUAUCAUGAUCUCUAGGAGUGGGUUGAUGUUUGUUUUCUUGUAAUAUAAAUAUAAUUCCACUUUUUUUCCCA
Messenger RNA from Malania oleifera, 1241 nucleotides. RefSeq names its product protein PELPK2-like. The record is from RefSeq and is a predicted model, not a curated record. The coding region runs from base 477 to 869 and encodes 130 amino acids. The transcript has a single exon. Lineage: Eukaryota; Viridiplantae; Streptophyta; Magnoliopsida; Santalales; Ximeniaceae.